AUGGCGCAAUCGCCGAUGAUCUCGGUGCCGCUCAAGGCCACGAGCGAGAUUGAUUGGAUCGAGCCACUCAAGUCGUACAUUCGCCACACGUACGGCGAUGACCCUGAACGCUAUGCCGAGGAAUGUGCGACCUUGAAUCGACUGAGGCAAGACAUGAGAGGCGCUGGCAAGGAAAGCACGUCGGGUCGUGAUAUGCUAUACAGAUACUACGGCCAGCUCGAGAUGCUCGACCUCCGUUUCCCCGUGGAUGAGCAGCACAUCAAGGUCUCCUUCACGUGGUUCGAUGCCUUUACCCAGAAGCCGACGACGCAAUACUCCCUGGCCUUUGAAAAAGCGUCCGUAAUCUUCAACAUCUCUGCUCAUCUAUCCGGCCAUGGCGCCUCCCAGAACCGGGCUGACGAGUCUGCCCUCAAGGCGGCGUACCACUCGUUCCAGGCGUCUGCCGGCAUGUUCACCUACAUCAACGAGAACUUCCUGCAUGCGCCGUCAUCUGAUCUCAGCAGGGAGACUGUCAAGACACUCAUCCAAAUAACUCUUGCGCAGGCGCAAGAGAUAUUCCUCGAAAAACAGGUGGCCGCGGGCAAGAAGGCCGGCCUGCUGGCCAAGCUGGCGGCCCAGACCGGCCAUCUGUACGGGCAAUCCAUCGAGGGAAUCCAGGACAACGUCAACAGGACUAUAUUUGAGAAAGUGUGGUUGACCAUGGUCCAGAUCAAAACCCACCUGUUCAAUUCCGUCGCGCAAUACUACCAGGCGCUGGUCGACGACGAAGCGGGCGAACAUGGCAGUGCCGUGUCACGGCUCCAGGUUGCCGAGAGUCUCAGCAAAGAAGCCGAACGGAUGUCGAGAAGCUUUCCAACCUUGAUCCCUCCGAGCGCCGACCUGAGUGCCGAGACGAGCGUCCUGCUGCAGGAGUUCACGAAACGGCAACACUCGACUGUGCAGGAGAAACUUCGUGAAGCAGCCAAGGACAACGACUUCGUCUACCACCAAACUGUCGCACCCGAGGCUAGCCUUCCGGCCAUCGCCAAGAUGCCUGCCGCGAAGCCGAUCCCGGUGAGCGAACUCUAUGCCGGCCGGGAUAUUUCGCGCAUCACCGGGCCAGACUUGUUUAGCAAGAUUGUGCCCCUGGCCGUGACCGAGUCGGCGAGCUUGUACGAGGAGGAAAAGGCCAAACUGGUGAGGGCCGAGAGCGAGAAGGUGGACGCUGCCAACAGCGAGUUGGCUGCCAGUCUGGACUACCUGAGCCUCCCGGGAGCCUUGCAGAUUCUCAAAGGAGGGGUCGACCAGGAGGAUGGUGCACCUGAUGGGGAGUUCCGGCAAUGGUGUGCCGAUGUGGCGGACCACGAAAACCCCCAAGUAAUUCUGGACUCCCUCGAGGCGCAGAAGGACGCGAUUGUAUCGGUGCUGGACAAGUGCUCGAAGCAACUCGAGAUGGAAGAGAGCGUCUGCGAGAAGAUGCGGUCCAAAUACGGCAACGAAUGGAGCCAGCAGCCAAGCGGGAUGUUGACGACGACGUUGCGAGGGGAUGUCACGAACUACCGGGAGGCGUUGCAAGAGGCGUUGCGGAGCGACGGUCAGCUGGUGGAAAAGCUUCGCCACAACGAAGUCGAGUUUGACGAGAUGCGCCGUGCUGCACGGGACGGCGAGGUGGACCAGCUCUACCAUCGGGCCGUGACCAUGGCUUCGGGCCAAGCCAGCAACGUGGCCAGCCAAGACUCGGCCGUGCCGAGUCUUCUCGACGCGGACUUUGACGAGAAUAGACCGAGCGUGGCGGACCAAAUAAACAAGGUGGAGGAUAUUCUCAAAAAGCUGAAGCAGGUCAAGCGAGAACGCAACCAGGUGUUGAAGGACCUCAAGGAUAGGGUGAGCUUUACCACGGUCGAGGUUGAGGGUGGCAGGUAUACUUACGCUCGGCAGGUUCACGCAGACGACAUAUCUCAAGUGCUCAUCCUCAACAAGAAGUCAAUAUCCAACUACGAGGCUCAAGUGUUCGAGCAGGAACUUGAAAAGUUUGGGCCGCACCGGAACCGACUGCUGCAAGCGAGCCACAAGCAGUCGGUGUUGAUGAAAGAGCUGACGACUAAUUUCAACGCGCUGUUGAAGGAUAAGCGGGUGCAGGCAGAGCGGAGCAAGCAUGAAUCGACGGAGCGCCGGAGAUCCCUGGCGAGCGGCAGGUACAAACGAGCGUACCAGGAGUUUCUGGACCUGGAAUCGGGCCUGCAGAGCGCCAAAGGCUGGUAUCUGGAAAUGAGGGAGACGGUGGAUAGCCUGGACAAGAACGUCGAGACAUUUGUCAGCAACCGGAGGUCCGAAGGGGCGCAGUUGCUGGACAGAAUCGAGCAGGGACAGCUGGCGAACAAGAGCAGUCAAGCAGAGCGGGAGCGGGAACGGCUUCGUGGGCUCAUGGAGCGAAUGUCGGUAGAGCCGGCAAAUUCGCCCACGCAACUGUCGACGCAGCCAGCACCAACGCUAAACGCCCAAUACCCAACUGGAAUGACACCCGGCUACAUACAGACCAACUUCCAUGGACAUUAUCAAGUGCCGGGCUUGCCAUCGCCGACGCAGGUACCCAACCAGGAGCCGCAGCGUGGGCAUGCUGUGUACACGAGCCCACCUGCCACCGUCGGCACAUUCUCGCAUCCUCCGUACAGCCCAAGCCAGUACGGGCCCGCUGCAGGAACAACGUCGCCACCGCCCAACCAACCAAUGGUGGGACAAUCGGCUGCGGCGCUGCAUCAUGCGUAUCAAGGGAACGGUGCUUCGCAACCGCAACAGGUCCAGGCAUUUCAUGCGCCUUCCGGUUUUUCUUCGCCCUCGUUUGGGGGACCCCAGCAGACGAUGUCCCACGGGAGGCAAGAACACGCCGGCCAGCCUCACUCCGCAUCGGUCCAGCAGCCGCAGAAGCCUCACGAUCCGUGGGCCGGCCUGAAUGCGUGGAGUUGA
Molecule: messenger RNA, 2943 nt
Organism: Drechmeria coniospora
Lineage: Eukaryota; Fungi; Ascomycota; Sordariomycetes; Hypocreales; Ophiocordycipitaceae
Product: vacuolar protein-sorting protein BRO1
Exons: 3
Coding region: 1-2943 (980 amino acids)
Biological process (GO): protein transport to vacuole involved in ubiquitin-dependent protein catabolic process via the multivesicular body sorting pathway
Cellular component (GO): endosome
Molecular function (GO): protein binding
Source: RefSeq, a predicted model, not a curated record